AUGACUUCUGCUGAACGAGGUACGCUGGUGACAGUCGCGGUUGCAAUCUCAGCUCUUGGUAAUAUGGUUCCUCCGUUCUUCGUAUUCCCACGUGUGCACUACAAAGAACAUUUUAUUAGGGGUGGCCCGGUUGGUUCAGAUGGCGAUGCUAAUCCUUCUGGAUGGAUGAAAGAAGAUAAUUUUAAAAAAUUCUCUAAACAUUUCGUAAAAUAUGUAAAACCCAGUAAAGAAAAGCCUGUUUUAUUACUUCUAGACAACCACGACUCGCAUUUGUCUAUUGAAGUACUUGACUAUUUUAAAGAAAAUGGAGUAACGGUUUUAUCAUUUCCUCCCCACUGUAGCCAUAAGCUGCAGCCUUUAGAUAGAACUAUUUAUGGGCCACUUAAGAGAUAUUUCAACAAAGCAUGCGACAACUGGUUAGCAAGUCACCCAGGUAAGACUAUUACGAUCUAUGACAUACCUGAGUUGGUGGAAACAUCAUUACCAUUGGCAGCUACAAUUGAUAAUAUACAAUCUGGAUUCCGAGUCACUGGGAUAUCACCACUCAAUGAAAAUGUAUUUCCUGACUCGGAGUUUAGCGGAUCUUAUGUAACUGACAGACCAACACCAGACUUUCCUAUUAGUGCACUACCAACAGCGUCAGUUAUUGACAGUGCUGCUCUAUUAACUUCUCAAGCAAGACCUUCACAUGACCCAGGUAACGACACUGAUGUUGCUUUUUUAAUAAGUGAUGAAUUUGACAUGCCAAUAUCAACAUUACAUACUUCUUGCGAGUUGCCUUGUAUUUUAGACGCAAUUUCAGGAACGAAUGAAGAUAAAGGAUUUAAAACUCCUGAAAAAAGUCCGGUGACCCAAGCAAGAAGUUUGAAUAUGCCCAGUACUUCGUUUAAUUUACCUGAAGAGAUAAGACCAUUUCCAAAAGCUGGACCACGUUUGGAAAAUAAAAAAAAUAUUCGAAAAAGAAAAAGCACUAUUUAUACAGACACACCAGAAAAAGAAAAUCUAAUGGAACUCAAAAUAAAACAGCAAUCUCGUAAGACGCUGACAAAGAAAUCAAAAAAACCAAAGAUAAUGGAAGAAAAAUUUAAAGGGGCUAGUAAGGGUAAGGGAAAAGGAAAAAAAGCUUUUCAUGAGACGAAUAAGAGGAAUAAUGACGAAGACAAAAGUGAUGAGGAUGAUACAUUUUGUUUAGAGUGCACUGAAUCUUAUAGUUUGAGUAUUCCUGGAGAGGAAUGGAGUAUUCCUGGAGAGGAAUGGAUUCAAUGCACUACGUGCAAGUUAUGGGCCCAUGCAAAAUGUACAAAUGGCAAUAUUUUGUUCUAUGAAUGCAAAAAUUGCACCUCUGAUUUUGAAGACUGA
This is a messenger RNA of Parnassius mnemosyne (clouded apollo), 1359 nucleotides long. The record is from the annotation of a GenBank genome assembly. NCBI's taxonomy places the organism in Eukaryota, Metazoa, Arthropoda, Insecta, Lepidoptera, Papilionidae.